Triticum turgidum subsp. durum (durum wheat) is the source of this 300-nucleotide messenger RNA. NCBI's taxonomy places the organism in Eukaryota, Viridiplantae, Streptophyta, Magnoliopsida, Poales, Poaceae. The record is from the annotation of a GenBank genome assembly.
AUGGCGGGGAAGCUCUACCAGCUCAUGGCCAGGCUGCACCUGGCCAAGGGACGGGCGUCGGCGGACGUGCCCAAGGGCCACUUCGCGGUCUACGUCGGCGAGCAGCGGAAGCGGUUCGUCAUCCCGACGGCGUACCUGAGGCACCCGUCCUUCCUCGUGCUGCUCAAGCGGGUGGAGGACGAGUUCGGCUUCGACCACCGCACCGGCGGCGGCCUCACCAUCCCCUGCUCAGAGGGCGACUUCGCCGACAUCGUCGGUGGCUGCUCAUCCUCCUCCUCCCCGGCGGUGGAUUACCACUAG